Nestor notabilis (Kea) is the source of this 1711-nucleotide messenger RNA. Its product is annotated as contactin-4. The annotation marks the transcript as partial. Gene Ontology annotation, biological process: brain development; cell-cell adhesion. NCBI's taxonomy places the organism in Eukaryota, Metazoa, Chordata, Aves, Psittaciformes, Psittacidae. The record is from RefSeq and is a predicted model, not a curated record. Gene Ontology annotation, molecular function: cell-cell adhesion mediator activity. The transcript is spliced from 11 exons.
AUCCAACCAGGGUUAUGGUGUCACCUUUCAGCAUGGAUGUCACUGUUGGAGAAAGCAUUGUCUUGCCUUGUCAGGUAUCUCAUGAUCACUCACUAGAUAUCAUGUUUACCUGGUCAUUUAAUGGACACCUGAUUGACUUUGAAAAAGAUGGGGAUCAUUUUGAAAGAGUUGGAGGGGAUUCAGCUGGUGAUUUGAUGAUCAGAAGCAUCCAGCUGAAGCAUGCUGGAAAAUACGUCUGCAUGGUGCAAACAAGUGUGGACAAGCUAUCGGCUGCUGCAGACCUGAUUGUAAGAGGUCCCCCAGGUCCACCAGAAGCUGUGACAAUAGAUGAAGUCACUGAUACCACUGCUCAGCUGUCCUGGAGGCCAGGAGCAGACAACCACAGCCCUAUUACAAUGUAUGUUGUGCAAGCAAGGACCCCCUUCUCAGUGGGAUGGCAAGCAGUGAGCACAGUUCCAGAGAUCAUCGAUGGCAGGACAUUCACAGCGACAGUGGUGGGCCUGAACCCUUGGGUUGAGUAUGAAUUUCGAGUAGUAGCUGCCAACCUGAUUGGGAUUGGAGAGCCCAGCAGACCUUCAGAGAAGAGAAGAACUGAAGAAGCUCUUCCUGAAGUGACCCCAGCUAAUGUCAGUGGCGGUGGAGGGAGCAAGUCUGAGCUGGUCAUUACUUGGGAGACAGUGCCUGAGGAGCUGCAGAACGGAGGCGGCUUCGGGUACGUGGUGGCCUUCCGCCCCUUCGGCACUAUCAGCUGGAUGCAGACAGUCGUGGCCUCCCCAGAUGCUGCCAGAUAUGUCUUCCGCAACGAGACCUUGCCGCCCUUCUCCCCCUACGAAGUUAAAGUGGGGGUCUACAACAACAAGGGGGAAGGGUCGUUCAGCCCCGUGACCGUCGUCUAUUCAGCAGAAGAAGAGCCAGCGAGACCCCCAACCACUGUCUUGGCCAGAAGUCUUUCUGCCUCAGAUGUUGAAGUUUCUUGGGCUCCCCCUUGGGAGAACCAGCACAAAGGAAGAAUACAGGGAUAUGAGGUCAGAUGUUGGAGACACGAUGAAAAGGAAGAGAACGCAAAAAGGAUUCGGACGGUUGGCAAUCAAACGUCUACAAAAGUCAGCAACCUGAGAGGCAAUGCGCUGUAUCACUUGGCAGUCAGGGCAUACAACACAGCUGGGACCGGCCCCUCCAGUGCCACAGUCAAUGUCACAACCAAAAAGCCACCACCAAGUCAGCCACCUGGAAACAUCAUAUGGAAUUCAUCUGACUCCAAGAUCAUACUGAACUGGGACCAAGUGAAAGCGCUGGACAACGAGUCAGAAGUGAGAGGCUACAAAGUUUUGUACAGGUGGAACAGGCAGAGCAGCACAUCUGUAAUAGAAACGAAUAAAACCUCUGUGGAGCUCUCGCUGCCGUUUGACGAGGACUACAUCAUAGAGAUAAAGCCGUUCAGCGAUGGGGGAGACGGCAGCAGCAGUGAACAAAUCCGAAUUCCAAAGAUAUCAAAUGCAUACGCGAGAGGAUCCGGCUCAUCCACCUCCAAUGCCUGCACACUGUCAGCCAUCAGCACGAUAAUGAUAUCGCUCACAGCUCGGUCCAGUUUAUGACAAAAAUUACAUAAAGGACUUCUCGUUUAUAAUAUAAGCAACAUUUAGCUAGUUGUUUUGAAGACACCCAGUACUAAGUAAUAUUGUGGUUUGAGUACAUCUUACUACUGGAAAAA